CAGGUAUAAAUGCAGUUCUUAGAGGAAGCAGUAGACUAGAAGGACCUGGCAGAGACAGAGAGACAAGAAGCUUUCACAGGUUUUGACACACAUCUCAAGAUAGCACUGAAACACUGACCUGACAGAAUGUUCUCAAUCCUGGGGUUCACCGUGUUCUUGGCUGGCUGCUUGGCAAUGCCCAUCAAAGACCCCUACUCGUAUUCCUCUGCGGUGGGUCAGGGAGGUGGCACCCCAUUUGCUUCCUACGGUGAGGGACGCAUCACGGGAGUCAGAGUGUGGGAGACCAACAACAACUACUACUACUACUACAACAACAAUGCCUACAUCAGUGGGUUCCAGCUGAGAUACGGCAACACCUGGUCUCCUGUGUUCGGUAACGAAGGGAGUGAAAAGCAGGAGAUGGAGCUGUUUAAUGAUGAGGCCAUCGUCGAGGUGUCUGGGAAGUACAACCCAGCAGACUACAUCUGCUACCUGGUGUUAACCACCAACAUGGGGCGCACUCUGUCAGCCGGCAUGCCCAACCAUGUCUCCUUCAACUUCUACCCAGCCAACAUGGGCAAUGAGCUGAGGAUCCUCAGCGGUCGCUUCAACGGUGCUGGAAUCACCUCCAUCGGAGCCCACUGGGGAUUGGUGGACAUGGAAGGGGCUGGAAACCGUACUCUGGAAACAGAACCUCCUCUUCAUUGAAAAAAAAAGUAUGUCUUGCUCUUUGGGAUGGCAUCCCAGAUACAGAUUAAGCCUAGUCCUGGACUAGUUACUUUCAAUGGAGAUUCUCCAUUCAACAUGCUUUUUAGUCCAGGAGUAAACUUAAUCUUGGUCCAGGAAACUGACCCUAUAUGUUGGACGGAUGUUUGACAUAGACGCUGACAGAACAGUUUUUUUAUAUCACUAUCUGAUGGGUGCUUCAUGUGUCACGCCCUGACCUUAGAGAGCCUUUUUAUGUCUCUAUUUGGGUUGGUCAGGGUGUGAUUUGGGUGGUCAUUCUAUGUUCUUUAUUUCUAUGUUUUGGGUUUCUAUGUUUUGGCCGGGUAUGGUUCUCAAUCAGGGACAGCUGUCUAUCGUUGUCUCUGAUUGGGAAUCAUACUUAGGCAGCCUGUUUUGCCACCUUAGGUUGUGGGAUGCUGUUUUUUGUUAGCUCUGUGUAGCCUACGGAACGUGACGUUUUGUUGUUUUGGUUGGUGUUCACGUACCACGCUGCACCUUUGAAUGUUUAGAAUAUUUUGGAAGAAUUUUUGAGGUGAUCCCUGACUUGAAGCAGUACAAAAAGACAUCUAAACAUUCAAAUUCAUUCAGUUUAAAUUCUCAUGAUGUAACGCUCGUCGGAAGAAGUGGACCAAGGUGCAGCGUGGUACGUGUACAUGAUUCUUUAUUAAGCGCCCAUCAGAUAGGGAUAUUAAACAGUCCUGUCAGCGUGAGUCACAGACCACAUGAGCCACAUGGGAUUUAAAGGAUUAAUUAUAUCUUUGAUUAAUGGAACAAUCAAAUAUUAUGGGGAGAUAAUAGUGUCUCAGGGUGUUUCACCUUCACUAUUUUAUACACGCUGCAUUUGUUAUUUGUUGUUCCUUUUCUGCUACAUCUGCUUCUGGACAUUUUAAUAAAAAGCAUAUCUUUAA
Molecule: messenger RNA, 1613 nt
Organism: Oncorhynchus tshawytscha (Chinook salmon)
Lineage: Eukaryota; Metazoa; Chordata; Actinopteri; Salmoniformes; Salmonidae
Product: zymogen granule membrane protein 16-like
Exons: 5
Coding region: 127-687 (186 amino acids)
Source: RefSeq, a predicted model, not a curated record